Molecule: messenger RNA, 1042 nt
Organism: Adineta ricciae
Lineage: Eukaryota; Metazoa; Rotifera; Eurotatoria; Adinetida; Adinetidae
Source: the annotation of a GenBank genome assembly
CAGGUAGUCAAUAAGAAAAACCGGUUCGAACCGGUUUUUCGAAAUAUAGCGGUUCCAGUCGGUUUUUCCUAACCGGAGGAGUCAGAACGUUAAUACGGUGAAAAACAACCGUCUGAAACCGCGGUAAAUGAUAACUUCCGUUUUGUCCGGUUCUUCCUAACCGCAGGAGUCAGACCGUUAAUGCGGUGAAAAAAACCGCUCGAAAUCGCGGGAGUUCAUGGGGAAUUUGAUUUUGCGGCAAAAUCAAUUUUAGGAUUAAAUUUCGAGAAUAUCCAGACUUUCCCUGAGUCAAUAAUCGAUUUCACUAAACGAUUGCAAGCAUAAACUGUAUGAAAACUAUAGUCUUAAGCAACUAUGUGUGUAUAUCAAUCCUGAAACGCAUAUAAACUACGGAUCACAAAGUCGUAUUUCAGCUUAAUGAUAUUACCACCGUCAUGGCAAUGAGAAUUCCAACAAAAACAAAAUAUCGUAGUAGUCUGAUCCUUUCAACCUUUUAGCUCAACUAUUCAAAUGAUAUCCUUUCGAAAUCAGACUGUUCAUCUCGUGCAGUUAUUGCAUUAUAUUAGCAUUCCCAUCGAUGUGGUCAUUGUGGCCAUUGCGGUCAAUGUGGUCAAUGUGGUCAAUGUGGUCAUUGUGGUUAUUGUGGUCAAUGUGGCUUCAGAUUUAAGCAGUCUCAAUAAUUCUUGUGGUCAAUGUGGUCAUUGUGGUCAAUGUGGUCAAUGUGGUCAAUGUAGUCAAUGUGGUGAUUGUAGUCAUUGUGGUCAAUGUGGUCAAUGUGGUCAAUGUGGUCAAUGUGGUCAAUGUGGUCAUUGUGGUCAUUGUGGUCAAUGUGGUCAAUGUGGUCAAUGUGGUCAAUGUGGUCAAUGUGGUCAAUGUGGUCAUUGUGGUCAAUGUGGUCAAUGUGGUCAAUGUGGUCAAUGUGGUCAUUGUGGUCAUUGUGGUCAAUGUGGUCAUUGUGGUCAUUGUGGUCAAUGUGGUCAUUGUGGUCAUUGUGGUCAAUGUGGUCAAUGUGGCCAAAAUAAAGUCCUCAUAAAAUAUAUAG